GUUGACAUUCCUCCUAAAGACCCCGACUCACCAACAGAGAAAGCCCUUCAUCAUAUAAUUCCAAAUAACGAACUUGAAGACGCUGUUCUGGUUCACGACACAAGACAGGCUAGUGACACUGCCGCCGUAGCAGAAACGAGGCUAGAACCACUUCGAGCACAGUUGGAAAAUGUCGUAAACCAGGAACGCAUGAGACCCAUCAUCGAGGGUCAACUUGAUGACCAAGGUCAACUGAAGCAACAACGGUACCACCUGCGAGGGAUGGCAACCCAGAACUUCAUUAAGACCGGUUAUGAACAGGGCACCUACUCAGUGCUGCUAGUGCCGCGUGUUCUCACAGCAGAGGGCGCACAGCCCUCUGGUGUCUAUGUGCACAAGGAUGGACUGCAUCUAGAUGAAAUCAAAUGGUUUGAGGACAUGGACUGGGGAAGAGACAGAGUUCUGAUGCCGACUCUGAAAACAUCUAGUUACGGUGAUUACGUACUCCACGUUGGACUGAUCGACACUAAGUAUUUCGAGUCCAGGGAACAACUAGAUUCCCUCAUAAGGUUCCUGACCGUCCUGCGACUCGGCACGAUAGGUCGCAAGUUGCCUAAUCUGGAUUUGGACGAUAAGGAUUUGUUGAAGCAGUUGGAAGACGAACUAUUUUAUAAACAAUCUGUGAAGAUUUUCGGUCGAGAAGAAGGCGAUGAUGAAAAGGCUGCAAUGACCUUCGCAGACUUCCGUCACUUGUUUUUUGAUGGGAACGAAAGGAACCACCUGCGAGGGAUGGCAACCCAGAACUUCAUUAAGACCGGUUUUGAACAGGGCACCUACUCAGUGCUGCUAGUGCCGCGUGUUCUCACAGCAGAGGGCGCACAGCCCUCUGGUGUCUAUGUGCACAAGGAUGGACUGCAUCUAGAUGAAAUCAAAUGGUUUGAGGACAUGAAAAAUUACAUCACAACAAUAUUUGUUGUUAGGACAAACAAGCAGACUAGAGACCCGUACAUUAUAAUUAAAGUUAGACAGUUUUUGAAGCUGCUGAGUCGCGGUGUUCCACUGGAGGACUCUUCAAAAAUUCUAGAGGACAUUUUUUGUGAAAUUAUUAGAAUUGAACAAUCUCGAAAAGAAAAGUAUUCGAAAAAAAGAAGAGACAGACUAGUAGGCAAGGGAGAGAAUUUCAUAAAGGCCCUGAAGCUAUUGACUAAAUGUUACGUGCAAGUACAAGAAGACACAGUGUCGUGUAACGGUCCGUACAAAGGAGUUAAGGAAAUGAAGAAUGUUGUUGAAAACACAAUUAAAAAUGUUCAUUCAGCAUAUUUAAUCAAGCAGCUGAUGUGUGAGGCUGACAAACUCGGCAAACAAAACAGCAUCUACAGAGAUUUUAUUGAAAAGCUGUCAAGCAGUCUUCAGUUUGACGACUCGAUUCUUGAAAGCUUGGUUGAAAUAGUCGAUGUAGGGGAAGGUCCUGUUGUGAAACUGUUCAUUGAGAAAAUUGGGAUAUUUCAGAAGAUCAUGAGGGAGGAUGAUUGUAACAAUAUCAACUACAUCAGUCAUGGUUAUGCUGCCGUGGUGAAGCACAUUCUUGACCUUCAUUCUGUCCCUUUGUGGCUCCCUAAGCGCCUUCAGAAUCAGAGUGGAGGUGCUUGGAACCACCUCAACCGUUGCCUUACGAUCCUUUACAGCCAAACGAACGUGGACCUUCAAGCUUUUGUAAUCGGACGUAGCCUUAUGGAUAUCUUCUCCAACAACCUU
Darwinula stevensoni is the source of this 1734-nucleotide messenger RNA. The record is from the annotation of a GenBank genome assembly. Lineage: Eukaryota; Metazoa; Arthropoda; Ostracoda; Podocopida; Darwinulidae.